Molecule: messenger RNA, 1971 nt
Organism: Exophiala viscosa
Lineage: Eukaryota; Fungi; Ascomycota; Eurotiomycetes; Chaetothyriales; Herpotrichiellaceae
Product: AAT family amino acid transporter
Exons: 2
Coding region: 100-1839 (579 amino acids)
Biological process (GO): amino acid transmembrane transport
Cellular component (GO): membrane
Molecular function (GO): amino acid transmembrane transporter activity
Source: RefSeq, a predicted model, not a curated record
UCUUUGCCCCUUGGUCCACAAAGUCGUCAUUCCUGUCGCACCCUCGAGGUUGUCGAGUAUUCUUUCCUUGUCGACAGAUCACCUUCACUACCAUCCGUCAUGGAUUCUCAUAACGUCGAGAAGAAUACCGACUACAACAUCGGCUCGUCGGGCUCGGAAUCACCAGAGCAUUUCCACCCUGCCCAACAUGACGCUUAUGAUGGCCCAACCGAAGCUGGCAAGAUCGAGGCUCGUCGAGGCUCCAAGAUCAAUGAAGCUACCGACAUGUACGGUGAUGUCGCCACGGCCGAAGAAUACGGUUAUGUCUCUCGAGGUCUGAAGUCCCGUCACAUCCAGUUCAUCGCCCUUGGUGGUACCAUCGGUACGGGUCUGUUCUUGGGUAUCGGUCGUGCCUUCACUCAAGCUGGUCCUCUCUCCGUCCUGCUCGGUUACACCUUCACUGGUCUCGCGGUCUUCGCCAUGAUGAUGUCUCUUGGUGAGAUGGCCACUUGGCUACCUCUACCCGGUGCCAUUCCACAAUUCUGUGCUCGAUAUGUCGAUGAAGCUAUGGGCUUCGCUGUCGGUUGGAACAAUUGGUAUUCCUGCGCCAUCACUCUCUGCGCCGAAAUCUCAGCAGCAUCAAGUGUCAUCCAAUAUUGGCAUGGAGCUCUGCACAUCAAUGUUGCCGCCUGGAUCUCGAUCAUACUGAUAUUGAUCAUCUGCCUGAACAUCUUCGCUGUGUCCAUUUACGGUGAGGCCGAGUUCAUCUUCGCCUCCAUCAAGAUCGUCACAAUCCUUGGUCUGCUCAUCCUGGCUCUCAUCAUCGAUUUGGGUGGUGUUUCGGGUCAACAUCGUCUUGGAUUCCAGUACUGGCGUAACCCUGGUGCCAUGAAGCCGUACAUUGCUGGUGGCUCAGAGGGUCGCUUCCUCGGUCUCUGGUCGACCUUGGUCAACGCGGCGUUCUCAUACGGCGGUGUCGAGAUGGUUGCUGUUGCUGCCGGUGAAGCCGAGGACCCGCGUCGCAACAUACCCAAGGCCGUCAAGCGCGUCUUCUGGCGUAUCCUCUUCUUUUACGUCUUGGGAUCCUUGGCCAUCGGUGUCUUGGUGCCAUACAACGACCCCCACUUGCUGAGUGCCAUCAAGACUGGUGCCCCUGGUGCCGCUGCAUCUCCCUGGGUGAUUGCCAUUUCUCGCGCUGGUAUCAAGGUCCUCCCCUCCAUCAUCAACGCCGUCAUUUUGACCUCCGCUUCUUCUUCCGCCAACGCUUUCCUGUACACUGGCUCUCGAUAUCUGUACGCUAUCGCACAGAACCGACAAGCACCAAGGUUCUUCCUCAAGUGCACAAAGGCUGGUGUUCCCGUCUACUGUGUUCUGUUCACCUGGGCGAUUGGAUUCUUGACCUACAUGUCCUGCUCAUCUGGCUCCAACACGGUCUUUACCUGGUUUCAGAAUUUGACCACCAUCUCGACCUUGUUCACGUGGGUCAGCAUCAACAUUGCUUACGUCAGAUUCCAUGCCGCUUGCAAGGCUCAGGGUAUCGCUCGCAGUGAUCUGCCUUUCCGAUCUCCUUUCCAACCUUACCUUGGCUGGGCUGCGAUGGUCUUCUUCAGCCUGAUCAUCUUUUUCAACGGUUUCGACUCGAUUGCAGGAGGCUUCGCCUACCAGUCAUUCAUCACCGACUACAUCGGUGUACCCAUCUAUUUCGGCUUGUACCUGUUCUGGAGAAUCUUCAAGCGUACUCACUUCAUCAACUCGCGUGACGCGGACUUGUACACUGGAAAGGCUGCUCUUGAUGCCGUUGUCUGGCCAGAGCGCCAUCCUCGCAACAUGCUGGAGAGAAUCUGGUUCUGGGUUGCAUAGAUGGUGGUUUGAGCAUGAGUUGUAGAUGGUCUGUUUUGUUGACAAAAGAAUUACAUACCCCAGCGUGCGUCGGUGUCUCUUUUCUUCUUCCAUGUACGUUGCAUGAACGCAAUAGGAAAGCCACAGGUAUGC